Leptonychotes weddellii (Weddell seal) is the source of this 756-nucleotide messenger RNA. Lineage: Eukaryota; Metazoa; Chordata; Mammalia; Carnivora; Phocidae. The record is from RefSeq and is a predicted model, not a curated record.
UCCAGCGGGAAGACAGAGACCGCGACGCGCGGGGGAGCGCGCCGGAGCAAGGAAGAAAGCAGAGCACCCCGUACGCAGCGCCACGGCACGCGCAAGUUGGGGGCCCCCAGGACCCAACCGAGCGGCCAGGGCAGCGGAGCGAGCCGGGAGGAGGCACCCAGGCAGUUUUCUUCUCGUCCGGAGGCCCCGCUCGCUUCGCUUUUUGAGCCUGAAUUUCUGACUCGAUUCCCGCCCUUGCGGGGCGGCGCCUCCUGGACCGCGCGGCCGCGCCGGGGCUACGGUGACUACGACCUCCCUCUGGACGAGGAUGAGGACAUGACCAAGACCCGGACCUUCUUCGCUGCCAAGAUCGUCAUCGGUGUGGCACUAGCAGGCAUCAUGCUGGUCUGCGGCGUUGGCAACUUCGUCUUCAUUGCUGCCCUCGCCCGCUAUAAGAAGCUACGCAACCUCACCAACCUGCUCAUCGCCAACCUGGCCAUCUCCGACUUCCUGGUGGCCAUCAUCUGCUGCCCCUUCGAGAUGGACUACUACGUGGUGCGCCACCUCUCCUGGGAGCACGGCCACGUGCUCUGUGCCUCUGUCAACUACCUGCGGACCGUCUCCCUCUACGUCUCCACCAAUGCCCUGCUGGCCAUCGCUAUCGACAGGUUCCCCCCAAACAUGGGCAAGAGCGAGGCGCCUGAGCCCCCCAGCUCUGGGCCAUGCCUGCAGAUACCACAUCUGCUGCAGAUAGGCAUGCCACCUGACCGCGAGUAG